CCAUGGUGCCCACCGAGAGGAAGCAAAAAGACUCGACCCAGCUGAGCGUGGAGGUCGCAGUGGGCCCCUCGCUGCUCCUCCUCCACAUCCUCGCCUUGGCUGCGCUCUACUAUGACGAGAACAAGCGGCGGAACAAGGGGCGCUGGUGCCAUAACUGCCGCGGACGUGGGGGGUGGCGUCGCCUGGGGUGACGUCACAGCGCGCGACGGGAGGCUCUGGUGGAGAAGCCCGUCCCCGGGUCCCAUCCUGCAGGGCUGCGGCAGCAUCAAGACUGCAGGGAUCUAUCUGGUCACCCGCGAUGAUGUUGUCAGAGUGUCAGGGAUCAUCAGGCGUGGUCGUCGGAUCCUGUAACUGUUAAAUUAUGGAAUUUUAAAAUCCGUGAUGAUGACAGCGUCCUUCGUGAGCCGGGUCCUGCCUGUCCUCCUGGGAACUGAUGUUGCAAAACUGUCCAACUGUUUAAUUAAUUAUCUAAAGACUUCAUGACGUAAUCGACCUGGUUUAAGAACCAACGUGCUAAGUACAAAGGAUGAAUCCACAGAAUGAUAAAGAAGGUCUACAAGUGUCAGCUGGAAAUGCUAAAGCCCUUUCUCCAUCAAACUAUUCCCAUGGUUUAUUAACAUGAAUUAGAAUUCUGAAGAACAGGAGGCCCGAUUGCGUGUCCGCCAUGGCCGACAAAAUGGAUAUGUCUUUGGACGACAUCAUUAAGCUGAACCAGAGACAGCAAGGCUGUCUUGGUGGAGGCCGGGGCUGCAGCAGGGCUGGUUCCCAGGGCGGCCGCUGCGGUACCAUGCAGGCCUCCAUGCAGGGAAAUCGAGACAGCGGGCCUCUGAGGAACCAGCCCUGUGUCUCUGGCAGCAUUGCAGGCAGCAUCAGGGACCCGCUGGCUACCUACAGCAGGCCUAAACAACUUCCCAAGAAGUGGCAGCAUGACCUCUUCGACAGAAGCUUCUGGGGUGAAACCGGCAUGGAGAUGGGUGGACAGCUGUUGGUGUCAAACCUUGACUGCGGGGUGUCAGAUUCGGAUAUUCAGGAACUCUUCGCAGAGUUUGGAACACUGAAGAAAGCUGCUGUGCACUAUCAUCGCUCUGGACGACAUUUGGGGACAGCACAUGUGCACUUUGAAUGGAAGGCAGAUGCCCUGGACGCUAUGAAACAGUACAAUGGUGUCACUUUAGAUGGCCGCCCCAUGAACAUUCAGGUUGUCACGUCACACAUUGACACGCCAAGAAGACCUGCACAGAGAAUAAACAGUCUUCUGGCUGACUGAAGCACAUUGAUACUUCAGCUUAGGGGCUCAACUGAUACAUCUGGGAGGCAACAGGGACAGCCACAGUAGAUUGAACUGUUUUGGAAAUGUCAAGGACAGCAGUGACCAACAAUAUUAAAGCAGGAUGCUGUGGGUGCUUUGUAAGAAUGUCCAUGGUCCGGUGAAGAUGAUCAUGAAGUAAGACAGGAAGAUAUCAUUUAUACUCUAACUGUAUAUGCUUAUAGACACUAAGAUGUAUUACGGCCACAUUUAUAGAUGAUAAUAUUUAGAAGCUUAAAGACCUUUUCAGGCAUCCUUAAUGUUAUCUUAUUCUCUCUUUUUGUUAGUGUCUGUCUCUUCUCCAUUAAACACACACACACAGAGACAGAAAGACAGACACACAUAUUCCAUUUCCUCAUUUUUAUAUCAUUGUUUCCUGUUUUUUUUCUCCUGCCCGUUAUUCCCCUGCUCCACACAGGAGUCUCCUUUUUCUUUUGUGGAUAUUCUGGUUACUUCAGGUUGUGUACUCACAUCUAAAGUUUGGAGCUAAGAAACUUCCUAUAAGAGAGGAGAUGCCAUCUCUGUUGUUCUGGGUCUGAGUGUAUCCACUCAAUAUGAUCUUUUCUUGGUCCAUCUAUUUAGCUGAAAAUCUCAUGAUUUCAAUUUUCUUUAGAGAUGAAGAGUAUUUCGUAGAUUAUGUGUGCCUCAUUUUCAUUAUCAGUUUGUCAAGUUGAGGGACAUUUAGGAUGCUUUCAUUUCGCAGCUAUUGUGAAGAGAGCAGCAAUGAAUGUAGCUGAACAAGUACUUUUGGAGAAGUCCUUUGAGAAUAUGCCAAGGAAUGACAGAGCCGGGUUGACUUGCUAAAUUUAUUUAAGUCGAGGAUUUAUUUAUUUAAGGAUUUGUCCAUAUAGAUUUCCAGAGUGGCUAGAUUAUUGGUCAUGGCAUUUUUAUUUACUAUGUCUUUCUUUUUGAUGUUGUAGCUACCUUUUAUUAUUAGCAGUAUGAUUAACUCCCAGUUCUGUGGAAUUUAGGAUUCCUCACAUGAAGUUAAUUAUAUCCCAUAUUCUCGUGGGUAAAACCUCAGAUUUUCCUGUAUAAAUUUUAACUCUAAUUAUUGUCUGCAAAACUGCUUUAGUUGAAAUAAUUAUCUUAGCAUGAGAGGAUUUUGAAAUGCACUUCUGUCUCUAUCAAUUUUAAGAUAAAUUUCUUACUUGAUAUAAUAAUACUGUUGAGACUGAUUUUCCCUUCAAGUUUAAAUGACGUUCAAUGUUCUCUGAUUUAGGAUCAUUAUCUGGAUAUCUGGUAUUUGACAUUAAUUUAACAGCUCUAAGUAUUAAUUUUUUCUUUUUUUCAUCCCUUAUAUGAAUAAGUGCAAGCCAUCUAUAUGCCCAUUGUUCCAGAAAGAGAAACUAAAAUAAUAAAAGCAGAAAUAAAUGACUAUAUCUCCAGUAACCAUGUCACAGGUCAGUGAACAUACUCACUUUUCUGGAAAUAUUAUAUGUUCAGAUACUGCAAGUCAUUAAUUUUUGUUGCUGGAAAUAUUUUAAAUUUUAUUAUGUAAUUUUUUCAAAUAAACAAACAACAAAAAAUACAAACGCUGCAAUUAACCAGACCCAAACUCUGUACAAAAAUGUACAUUCAUUUAGUAAGUAUAUUCAUUGGGAGCCUUUAAUCCCAGCACUUGGGAGGCAGAGGUAGGCAGAUCUCUGUGUGUUCGAGCCCAGCAUGUUCUACAAGAGCUAGUUCCAGGACAGCCUCCAAAGCCACAGAGAAAGCCUGCUUCAAACUCUCCCCCAAAAAUAAAUAGUCAUUAGGAACAGAACCGCUGGAGUAUGACAAAAGGAGUUUUACACAUUGGUUUUUGAAUAAAUAUUUAUCAACUUAUCCAUUGGAAAAAGAAAAAUAACUGUGAUAGUAUUAGAGGUAGAAUAGAAUUUGUGUAUAUAUCUGGUUUUAUAAGUGGUGUUCAUUACCUUUAUUCAGUCCUAUCUCAACCUCGAUAUUCAGUCUUUCUUCUUUGCUUUCCUCAGUAUUCUGGUGUGCCCUCAGGCAUAUUGUUUCUCAUAUAUACUUAUUAUUGACCAGUGUCUGAGUAUGAGGAAAAUGUGGUUUCCUCUUUCUGACAGAAUUUCAUAUAUUCUUUCACUGACAUUAAAUAUGUCAUUUCUGAAUGAAUCCACAUUUAUAAUUAUGAGUACUUGCUUAGAAACGACUUAAACAUCACAGUAUUUAUUUUCAGACAUUGUACUUGGAUUUAUCUUAUUGGGAAACCAGGUCUCCAAUUAUGACACUGAGAUAUCAUUUGUGAAAACUUGGCCUUUAAUUAGGUUUGUUCCAAUCUACAUCUUCUAAUUCAAAUGUGCCUGCUUCAAUUAAUUUAUGUUCUGUCAUGUAUCUUUUUACCUGUCCUUCUUUGCUUACAUUUUGCUAUUGGUCUUGCUGGCAUCUACUUCCCCACCAGAAUCUCCCCCUGUUCUCUAUUUCCAUGAAAAUCAGGCUUAGCUAAUGGUCAUUUGGCUCUUUAUUGAACCAAUCAGGCAUAUUAGGCAGGUGAAGCAAAAAUUACACACAUGGUCAUGCAUGCAAUGCAAGAAAAUAUCCUGUAACAGGCCUUCCCUCAAUUUUUAGAACUCAACAGAAAUGAAAUAUUCUCCCAAAUAUCUGAAAUUGUUAUUUAGCCUAAGUUGUCACAAUCCUAUUAUGUUAGGUAAAGUUUAGAUGGUGUCAAAUGUCGUUGAAGUUUCUUUUUCUAGCUGCUUGUGAAUGACUCAAAAAUACAUGUAAAAGUAUUCCCACGGAUUACCUGCUCUUAUAUGUUAAUGUUUAAAGUAACAGUAUGCAAUGUUAUUACACAAAGAAUUAAAGUGGAAAAAAGAAAAAAAUAUUUGCCUGUGAAUCUAACCAUGAAUUAUACCUUACAUAUCUACCACAUUGCUAUGUAAUGGAAUGGCAAGAGACAUAAAUUUCAACCACACAAGCUGAAUAUGUUAGACUAGAAUCAUGUGAAAUCAAAGAAUUCACAGAAUUGUUAGAAGAGCAGUACAUGGCCAUGAUCUACAGGAACAGCAAUUAAAGCACUUUUCCUCACCAUAAGUGUUCCUUCUGUGUCAUGUACACUCUGAUCCUAUGGGACAUAAUCACAGCAUCCAAAACAGAUACAUAACAAUGUCCAGACAUUAAAUGUGUGUAGUUUUGUGUGUAUUGCUUGUGAACCUGUUGUGUCACACUGUUUAUACAGAGGUAGAACAUCCAUUAUACAAGGUCACUAUAUUAAAAUCAUUGGUCUGAUUAAAUGCCUUCAACAUUUACAUCCCUAAUUUCCUCAAGUCUACCUAUUUACAAGAAUGCACUCUACUAGUACAAGGUCAAACAAUUCUCUUGUUCCAGGGUCUGUUGAUAUUCAAGGAUGUGUCUGUGGCCUUCUCCCAAGAGGAAUGACAAUGCCUGAACUCUGCUCAGAGGGCUUUGUACAUUGAUGUGAGGCUGGAGAAUUAAAGCAACCUGGUUACUGUGGGUGAGAACAUUUUUCUUGUUGAAUUCCUAACUAAACCUUCGUACUUAUUAGCACUAUUGUUUGUAAAUUCUAUGUUAAGUUGCCUUCAUGCAGCAGACAUCCAUGGAAAUUUUGGAAGAAGAAAAGAUCGUUUUCCUGGAAUUUCGUUCAUUUUUUCCAUUUUCCAUGUAAAAUAUGUUGACCAUGUCUCAUUUUGAUUCCAUAAUACAUUCAGAAAAUUUGUAUCAUAUAAUAUUUAUACCCAUAUAUUAAAGCUCUGUGUAAAUAGUUGUACCUGACAUGGUAGACUUCUGAGAAAAAUCUCAAGAUAUGCAAACUUUAAGUUAUACUUAAUUUGUUGAAGAUUCUGACAGGAAAUAGCAAAUUGAAACCAUCCCCACAUUCCUGUGCUUUGUGUUCUCUUCAUGAGCUGAAAACAAAUGAGAUUCCCACAGCAUACAGAGAGGAGAGAAAGCAGAGUGAGCUUGGGAAUGAGUGAGACAACAAACAUCUUCUGGUAAAAGAGAAAUCAAGAGCUAUAUUCAACAUCAUUCUACUUGCAAGGAUUACUGAUGAUUAAAUUUAAUAACUAUUACCAGAGCCUAUACCAUCUGAAUUAUGAUGAGAAUACUAGUACAAAAUGGAAUUAGAUUUACUGUUCUCGACAUCAGAGUAGAAAAAAAUUACAAAUUUUGAGCCUGAUGUGGGUAAAUGAAAAUGGAUUAAACUUUAAAAGCAUU
Mesocricetus auratus (golden hamster) is the source of this 5479-nucleotide messenger RNA. RefSeq names its product THO complex subunit 4-like. The coding region runs from base 665 to 1267 and encodes 200 amino acids. Gene Ontology annotation, molecular function: mRNA binding. The record is from RefSeq and is a predicted model, not a curated record. Gene Ontology annotation, biological process: mRNA export from nucleus. Gene Ontology annotation, cellular component: nucleus. NCBI's taxonomy places the organism in Eukaryota, Metazoa, Chordata, Mammalia, Rodentia, Cricetidae. The transcript is spliced from 3 exons.